Molecule: messenger RNA, 2145 nt
Organism: Anas platyrhynchos (mallard)
Lineage: Eukaryota; Metazoa; Chordata; Aves; Anseriformes; Anatidae
Source: RefSeq, a predicted model, not a curated record
AUGUCACUUCUGUCUCAGAAACUGACCGUCCCCAUGCAGGGAGACAGGAUCUUGCAGGUCAUGGCAAUGUUUGAAAAGCUGCCCCAAACACAAGGACAUAUUUGGGGAGUGCGCGCGCAGCAAUGGCGGCAAGGCCCGGCGGCGGGCGGCGGCGCCCACCCGGUACCAGCCACGGCGGCGGCUGCGUCACUUCCGGCCGCCUCCCGGUUACCGGUGCGCAAGGCCCACGCCAAGCGCGCGGCGGCCGCGCCUGAGCCGGAGGCUCCCGAACAGAAACGGCGCUGCUCCGGGCCCCGAGCGGGCUGGGCUCCCAGCAGCCGCGCCCCGUUGCGGGCUAUCAGCGUCCCGACGGCACCAGGCCCAGGCCGGGAAGAAGGCCCCGGGGGCGGCUUCGGGAUUAGCAGCGCCGCCUCCGGUACCGGGGGUGCGGCGGCGGGGGACCCGAGGGGGCAGCUGGCGGAGCUGCGGGAGAAGAUAAGGGGCCUGGAGGAUGACAACCGGCAGCUCCGGGAGCAGCUGCAACACAGCCGGGCCCGGGAGGAGGAGCUGGGCAGACAAGUGAGCUCUCUGCGCACGGAGCUGCAGCAGUCCCGGGAGGAGCGGUCCCGGUGGCAGCGGGAGGCGGAGGCGCAGGCGGCCGAGCAGCAGCGGCUGGCGGCUGAGCUCCAGGAGCGGCACCGGGAGCUGGAGGAGCUCCGGGAGGCGGCGCGGGACCGGGAGGAGCAGCUGGGGGCCACCCAGGCGGAGCUGCGGGAGGUGUCGGGGGUGCUGUCACGGCGCAAGGCGGAGGUGUCAGAGCUGCGGGCGCUGGCGGCGGCGCAGGAGGAGCAUUUGCACGCGCUGGAGAUGGAGCGGCUCCGCCUGCACAACCAGCUGCAGGAGCUCAAGGGGAACAUCCGCGUCUUCUGCCACGUGCGCCCGCUGCUGGCGGCCGAGCAGGAGGCGCAGAAGGGGCUGGAGCACCUCCACUUCCCCCCCGAGGACAACAAGACGCUGGUGCUCUGCAGGACCGAGGGGUCCCAUAUGGGGCGGCGGGGCGAGGUGCGCUACGACUUCAGCUUCGACCGCGUCUUCCCGCCCGGCGCCUCGCAGGAGGACGUCUUCGAGGAGAUCGCGCUGCUCGUGCAGUCGUCCCUGGACGGGUACCCCGUCUGCAUCUUCGCCUACGGGCAGACGGGCAGCGGCAAAACCUACACCAUGGAGGGGCCGGGGGGCGCCGACCCCGCAAGUUGGGGGGUGAUCCCCUGCGCCGUGCCGCACCUCUUCGGGGGCGCCCGCCAGCUGGAGCACAAAGGGUGGCAGUACAGUUUCAGCGCCAGCUUCCUGGAGAUCUACAACGAGGCGCUGCGGGACCUGCUGGGGGGGGACAGGGGGGGCGAGCUGGAGAUCUGCCACAUCAGCUCGGCCAGCAAGGAGCUGCAUGUCCCCAACCUGCGCUGCGUCCCCGUGGCCUCCGAGGACAAGGUGCUGGGGCUGCUGCAGACGGCCGCCUCCAAGCGCUCGGUGGCGCGCACGGCGCUCAACGACCGCUCGUCCCGCAGCCACUGCGUCUUCCAGCUCCACAUCCAGGGCUCCAACGCCUCCCGCGCCCUCCGCUGCAGCUUGGUGCUGAGCCUGGUGGACCUGACGGGCAGCGAGCGCUUGGAUAAAUGCCAAGCCAGCGGGCAGCGGCUGCGCGAGACCCAAGCCAUCAACAGCAGCCUGGCCACGCUGGGGCUGGUCAUCAUGGCCAUCUCCAACAAGGAGCCGCACGUGCCAUACCGCAACAGCAAGCUGACCUACCUGCUGCAAAACUCGCUGAGGGGCAACACCAAAAUGCUCAUGUUCGUCAACAUCUCGCCGCUGGAGGAGAACUUCGCCGAGUUGCUCAACUCCCUGCGCUUUGCCAGCAAGGUGAACGAGUGCAUGGUGGGCACGGCCCACGCCAACAAGAAGUAGCCCCGGGACCACCGGGACCCCCCCCCCAAAUUCCCCUCCCCCCCCCCCCGUUUGUGGUGGGGGGGGUGCAGGGGGUGUAGGCUGUCGCCUCUGGGGGUGGGAUGUCUGCGUGGGGUGUGUGCAGCUGUUCCUUUUAGCCUGACCUUAAUAAACAUGUAAAUAAGCAAAAACUCUUCUAAUAAUUAAAAGAAAAAAAAAAGCUGUCAA